GCGCCCCAGAUGGCAACGGGGGUUGAAUCCAGCAAUAUUGGACAGCUACUGUCUGUUUCGUAGCAUUUAGUGACGCGAUCUCCAAGAGCAAACAACUAUCGUGCGUGACUAGUGAAUAACGUUACGAAUAUGACGAUGGAUGUUAGUAAUCGCAAGGUGGAUUUACGGGGUGAUACACAUAUCGAUAACACAAGUGAUAGGAUUCAAAUGACGGCGAAAACUUCAGUGAAAAGACCGUUCGACGUCGCCUUCCUGAUGUUACCUGACGAAAAACUGAAGCAGAAGAAGUUGGCCAAGUAUCAUCAAGAGAGGAAAAUCGAGGUGACAAUACCUGAACCCGAGGAUGAAGACGAGGAGAUCGAGGUAGGAAAUCAUCAUGACAUCUUGAGAAACGAAUGCAAAAUCCAGAAAUUCCUGCAUCAGAAACAGCAGAUCUUCGACGAUCCUGGUCUGAUCAAGGCCAAGAACUUGCAGGAACUCAGGGCUAAGGCUUCGCCAAACCACGAACAGAAGAGUGCUUUCACCAAAGUUAAUCUAGUGAAUAAGGAAACCACCAGCAUAUCACCUGCACUGUCUAUCAGUCCAGAUCUAACCUAUCAACAUUCUUUGAGUCCAUCACCUCCGAUACGUCAGUACCAAAAUUUUUCGAAUAAUUUGAUACCUCAGACACACAUGUUCAAAACACAAGCGAAUGGGUAUCCUGCAAACUUUGAUGGCUUCAAUGGUAAUCACAUGAUGGAUGGGCAUCACUUUCUCAUGAAGACAGACAAUAUGUUAGCCAGCAACUUAGGAAAGGUCAGGCCUAUGUAUAGACCUGAGCUGGCCUACAACUAUGGACAAUUCCCUUCACACACGGAAAUGAUGAAAAUGAGCCCAACAACUCCUGAUCUAGGCCUUAGAAACCCUGCCGCUGCAAUUCUAACAUCUCUAUUGCCACCCUCGCUUGCUGCUCUGUCCUUGCCUGCUCAAAAUGUUUGUGCGAAAUGCAACAUAUCCUUCAGGAUGACUUCGGACCUCGUGUACCACAUGAGGUCUCACCAUAAGAACGACUCGGUAGAUAUGCAUAAGAAAAAGAGGGAAGAUAAGUUGAAGUGUCCAGUUUGCGCAGAAUCUUUCAGGGAAAGGCAUCAUCUAACGAGGCAUAUGACUGCGCAUCAAGACAAGGAGGAUGAUGAUAUCAUUAAGAAGAAGGACGUUUUACAGUAGAUCUUCUGGGUGGUUGGAACUUGUACAUAUAUUUAUAAAUAUAUUUGUUAGGGUCGUUGUAUAAUGUAAAAAUGUUGAGUUUUUGAUUUGAUGAAGAUGAGGAUGCGUUGGUAUUCGAUUGUGAUUUUGUCACUUUUGGGUAUGAGCGCAUUAGAUGAGUUAUUAUGUGCAAUAUUAAUAUUUAAUUGUAUAGGA
Harmonia axyridis is the source of this 1401-nucleotide messenger RNA. RefSeq lists its product as uncharacterized. The coding region runs from base 130 to 1206 and encodes 358 amino acids. The transcript has 2 exons. Lineage: Eukaryota; Metazoa; Arthropoda; Insecta; Coleoptera; Coccinellidae. Gene Ontology annotation, biological process: regulation of DNA-templated transcription. The record is from RefSeq and is a predicted model, not a curated record. Gene Ontology annotation, cellular component: nucleus.